AUGUCCCAUGCUGCAGACCAAGAAAUGGAAAAGGAGGCUAUUCGCGCCAUAUACCCGGAAGGCUUUGUCGAUCUUGCCCCAUAUGAGUACAUCUUUCAGUUUCCCGUGCCCGGCUUCGGCGAUGCAUUCAUAAGGCUCCAUAUCCAAUAUCCUCCGGAGUAUCCAGAAGCACCCGCCAACAUCUGCUCUUGUGAGGCUAUCAACCUCCACCAGUCUGCCUCUAGCAAGGUGAUUCAAGCAAUAAAUAGUCGACACAUGGAGCUGGCCGGAGAGCCAUACAUCGCAGCUCUGUCCAUGUUGGUUGAGGAUGCUCUAGGUCUUCAAACUGAUGAGGAUACAGAGGCAUGCCCCACUCCCUCCGCUGCCAACUUACCAAGUGAAGAGGAGUUCAACCCUGGCUUACUUCCUGGGCCUCCUCUUACAGCAGAAAAUUUCAAGGAGUGGUGGACUACCUUUUGCGUAGAGAAUAACAUAUCAUUGGAAGACGUCGAUGAGCAGUGUGCGCGACCAACCGGACGGCAGAUCUGGGAGGAGAUGGAACGGGGCGGUGCACCUAUGACUACUGUGUGA
Messenger RNA from Giardia duodenalis, 570 nucleotides. Its product is annotated as RWD domain-containing protein. The transcript has a single exon. The coding region runs from base 1 to 570 and encodes 189 amino acids. Gene Ontology annotation, biological process: cytoplasmic translation. Gene Ontology annotation, molecular function: protein binding. Lineage: Eukaryota; Fornicata; Diplomonadida; Hexamitidae. The record is from RefSeq and is a predicted model, not a curated record.